CAGGCACCGCCGCCGCCGCUGGUUCAGUCCGUUACCCACCGUCAUCCGGCGAGCAUUUCGCACUCGAGUGUUCGUCGAUCGUCGAUCGUCGAUAUAUUAUUAUUAUAAUCAUUUUAGUUUAUUAUUUUCGUGUUCUCGCUCGUGACGCGUGAUAAUAUUAUUGUUGUGUUAUUCGUCUAUAGGAUUUGUUUAUUUUUCAACCAACCAACCAACCAGCUAGACUUGUCGUCAUGUUUUCGCCUACUCCGUCGCCGAUUUCUCGGACCGUAACGUACAGAAAGAUAACAAAACCGUUGUUGGAACGAAAGCGUCGAGCUCGCAUAAAUCGGUGCUUGGACGAGUUAAAGGAUCUAAUGUUUUCUGCCUUAGAGGCUGAAGGUGAAAAUGUCGAUAAACUCGAAAAGGCAGACAUUUUGGAAUUUACCGUUAAACAUCUUCAAAAGAUCACUAGGAGAGAUCCCGUAGAAGAAGCUUAUAAAUUUCAAGAAGGAUUCAGCCACUGUGCCAGCGAAGCGUGCAGUUUCCUGUUGUCGCUGCCGGGUCUGGACUCGGUGGUCGGCCGCCGUCUGGUCGAGUACCUGGCCAAAUCGGUGUCGCGCGCUCUCGAAUCUCAACUGCCGGCCGCCGCCGCCGCAGCCACCGCAGCCGCGGCCGCGGCGAUGGCGGCUACUGACAAACGGGCAGCCUCCAGUUCAAGCGAAGACCGGAUGCCACCGCAGCCACCCGACCACACGCCCCCAACGCCACCACUGUCGGCCGCGGCCGCGACGGUCCUCACGCCUCCAUGCCCCGCGGCCGGCAGCGCCGCUACAGCCGACACCGCCGUCCACUUUGCGGCCAUCGCCGCCGCCUCACCGACGCUGCAACCAGUCACCCUAAACGCUUCCAACCGCGGCCCACCGCACACAGUCGUCAGGCCCAAACCCACAAGGCCCGCGUUCGGCCGGUCGCCGCCGAACCUGCAGCAAGACGCCGCUGCUGCAGCCGCCGUGGCCGCCCUACGCGAUCCAAUGUGGCGGCCUUGGUGAUCGACUUACCGUCGCCGCCGACUUUUUGCGGCCGCGGCCACACCGCGUACUUACUGUCACCUGCUGCACUCUCGUCGUGAUUCAUUGCGGCCGCCGACACGAGCAGAAGUGCAUCGAAAUCGUCAGCCAUGUACCUAUUUAUGAUUAUUAUGAUAUUUUAUGCAUAUAAGGCCAAAUAGACCGAAAUGUGGAUAGUUGAAAAUCUUUUCUUUAAUUUGGGCGGUAAGAUUAUGAGUUAUUCUCUCUAAAGCCCCCAACCCCCGUCCGAUAUCCGACUAUGUGUGUUAGAGGUAGUGCGGUAGUGCGAUUUUCGUGGUUUUUCGUUUAAUUUAUAUUUAUUUUGUUUUGUGUUUUUUUUUUUUGCCUCAAUCGUCACAAAAGUUUCACAAUUUUAUUAUUAUAAUAUAAUUUAUUAAUAUGAUGUAUAAUAUUAUGUUUGCCACAGUAACUGUAUUCGGGUCUUCUCGAAUGUCAUUUUACUAACUAUCUUAGUUGAUUUUCAAGGGAAUAGUUUUUGGAGAGGGGGAGUUUGUUAAGAGUGUAUCAGCUGUCGUUUAAUUUGGAGCGAUAUCGCACGGUAAUUUAUUAUGUUUUCAACUUUUGUAAAUAUAUUAUACAUUUUUUAUUAUUA
This is a messenger RNA of Myzus persicae (green peach aphid), 1659 nucleotides long. Its product is annotated as enhancer of split mgamma protein-like. The transcript has 4 exons. Bases 231 to 1028 code for a protein of 265 amino acids. The record is from RefSeq and is a predicted model, not a curated record. Gene Ontology annotation, molecular function: RNA polymerase II cis-regulatory region sequence-specific DNA binding; protein dimerization activity; DNA-binding transcription factor activity, RNA polymerase II-specific. Gene Ontology annotation, biological process: regulation of neurogenesis; anterior/posterior pattern specification; regulation of transcription by RNA polymerase II. Gene Ontology annotation, cellular component: nucleus. Lineage: Eukaryota; Metazoa; Arthropoda; Insecta; Hemiptera; Aphididae.